This is a messenger RNA of Penicillium coprophilum, 2478 nucleotides long. Its product is annotated as DUF323 domain protein. NCBI's taxonomy places the organism in Eukaryota, Fungi, Ascomycota, Eurotiomycetes, Eurotiales, Aspergillaceae. The transcript is spliced from 7 exons. Bases 1 to 2478 code for a protein of 825 amino acids. The record is from RefSeq and is a predicted model, not a curated record.
AUGUCGCCUACCGCACUCAGAAAUGUCGAUACGGUAGAGAUUGUGAAUAUCCAUCGAGAUGACAUGGAAUUCUCUCUAGUCGAUGAUAUCUACAAGAACCUGGACCCGCCAGCAGGCAAACCUCGCACAUUCCCUACUCUUCUCCUUUACGACGCCAAGGGAUUGAAGCUCUUCGAAGAGAUCACCUACUUGGAUGAAUACUAUCUUACCAACACGGAGAUCGAAAUUUUGACCAAACAUGCGAAGAGGAUAGUUGCACGCAUUCCGGAAAAUGCACAGUUGGUGGAGCUCGGCAGUGGGAACUUGCGCAAGAUCGAGAUUCUACUUCGGGAGUGUGAACGGACCGAAAAGAAAGUAGACUAUUAUGCUUUGGACCUUUCAUUGGUAGAGUUACAGAGAACAUUCUCCGAAAUCUCACCUGGGAGCUUCAUCCACGUAGGUUUCCAUGGUCUCCAUGGAACGUACGAUGAUGCUGUCGGCUGGCUGAAAAGGCCAGAAAAUCGGAAGCGACCCACAGUGGUCUUGUCUAUGGGAUCAUCCAUGGGCAAUUUUAGUCCUUCAGGUGCUGCGGAAUUUCUUGGUGGUUUUUCUAAGCUCUUGGGCCCAUCCGAUUUCAUGCUGAUUGGAUUGGAUGCGUGCAAAAACGCGGACAAGGUGUUUAGGGCCUAUAACGAUGCCAAAGGCAUUACUCGCCAAUUCUAUGAGAAUGGCCUCCAGCAUGCCAAUACGGUUCUUGGGUUCGAGGCUUUCAAACCUGAAGAAUGGGAGAUCUUGACGGAAUAUGAUACACAUGAGGGUCGGCAUCAAGCAUUUUAUGCUCCGAAAGUUGACGUGGUCAUCAAUGGGAUCAAUAUUCUCAAAGGAGAAAAGCUCAUCUUUGAAGAGGCAUGGAAGUACGGUCGCAAAGAACGAGAUGAGUUGUGGCGCAAUGCAAACCUCAUUUCCCAAGUUGAAUUUGGGAACUCGACAGAUGAUUAUCAUCUCCAUCUCCUAUCGCCCGCUGCGCUUGAUGUGUCUCUGAAACCUUCGAAAUAUGCAGCCCAACCGAUCCCGAGCAUCGAGAACUUCCAGUCUCUAUGGACUGCAUGGGAUCUCGCGACUAAAACCAUGGUCCCUCGCGAGGAGCUUUUGUCCAAGCCCAUCAAACUCCGAAAUGAGCUAGUAUUUUAUCUUGGCCACAUUCCGACAUUUUUUGAUAUUCAUCUCGCACGGGCUUUGCAGGAAGAGCCCACUGAGCCUAGUCAUUAUAGACUCAUCUUUGAGCGCGGCAUUGACCCAGACGUCGAAGAUCCACAGCAAUGCCAUUCCCACAGCAAAAUCCCCGACGAAUGGCCGCCUUUGGACGAAAUUCUUGACUACCAAGAUAGAGUGCGGAAUCGUGCACGUUCGAUCCUACAAGAGGGAUAUGCGUCAGAAGACCGCGCUCUUGGGGAGGCUCUUUGGAUUGGGUAUGAGCAUGAAGCGAUGCAUCUCGAGACUUUCCUCUAUAUGCUACUUCAGAGUGAUAAAACUCUUCCUCCCACAGGAGUUGAUCGCCCGAAUUUUGAGCAAAUGAGUCACCAGGCGAAGAGAGACGAAAAGCCAAACAAGUGGUUUAGCAUUCCACGCCAGACAAUCAAAAUUGGAUUGGAUGACUCCAACAAUGAAGUCAUGCCAAAUCAAUCGUUUGGAUGGGACAACGAGAAGCCCCAAAGAGAGGUCACUGUGCAUGCCUUUGAAGCUCAAGCCAGACCCAUCACCAAUGGUGAAUAUGCCAAGUACCUGCAUGCCAAGGGAAUUCAAACGUAUCCCACGUCCUGGCUGUCAUGCCCGGGUCAAGACAAGCCUAUUUCCAAGGGCAUUGGCUCCUCAGGCGCCUCCGCCGGUUCGAGCUCCAAUACUGCGGCAUUUCCUCUGGAGGACUUUGCAGUUCGAACUAUGUUCGGACCUGUGGCCCUUCAAGUCGCACAAGACUGGCCAUUGAUUGCUUCCUACGAUGAAGUAGCUAGCUAUGCAAAGUACAUGCAAUGCAGGAUCCCCACGUUUGAAGAGACUAGAAGCAUAUAUCACUACUCGGACCAACUCAAAAGCCAUCAAAUUACGGAUGGCUCCAGUAAUGGGGUCAAUGGGUUUGCCAAUGAUAGCAAGCCCAGCUCUACUGAUCAGACUGUUUUCCGUGAUCUUACCGGGUGUAAUGUUGGUUUCAAAAACUGGCACCCUGUUCCUGUCACACCCAACGGGGAUCAUUUGGCCGGCCAGGGCGAAAUGGGAGGUGUUUGGGAAUGGACUAGCACACCAUUGAUGCCGCAUGAUGGCUUCAAACCUAUGGACAUCUACCCUGGAUACACAUCGGACUUCUUUGAUGGUAAACACAACAUCGUUCUCGGGGGCUCCUGGGCUACUCUCCCUCGUAUUGCUGGCCGGACUACUUUUGUCAAUUGGUAUCAGCAUAACUACCGUUAUACAUGGGCGGGUGCACGUCUAGUUAGAGAUCUAUAG